AAAAUUUUGAUACUCAACCAUCUAUGCGUGGAUAUAAAAGAGUAUAAAUAUCAAGGCAAUUCGUACAAAAACUUAUUGACUGUGAAUAAUUUUUGCAAGUAAUAAUUGUUGAAAAUAAAAUGAUGGUGUCAUCAAAAGUAAGAUGGAUUAUUUUGGCAUUCGUCCUGAAUUCAUUGAGUUCAUGUAAAGCCUUGAAAAUAGCUGUAAUUGGAGCCGGUGCAUCAGGUCUAGCUGCUGCAAAAAAUGCCAUCGAACAAGGACACAUAGUAGAUGUCUUCGAAAAGACUGGGCAGCUUGGUGGAAUAUGGUACUAUACAGACGAUAUAGGAUUUGAUGAAUACGAAGUUGAAAUUCAUACUCCGAUGUAUAAUCAACUAAGUAAAACAACAACGCCGUAUGAAUGGAUGCAAUUCCCAGGCUUUGUCUUUCCAGAUGGCACCGCAAUGUAUCCAGAUCGUGAGGCUGUCUGGAAUUACUUACAUGCCUAUGCCACGUAUUACAAUAUAACAAAUCGAUUAUUUUUACAUCAUAAAGUUGAAAAAGUUCGUUUAAUGUCCAACGGCGAAUGGAAAGUAUUCGUAAGGAAUAUGCCCGACAAUAAGCAAUUGGAAAAACAUACAUAUGACCGUAUUUUUGUUUGCUCUGGUGUUGCUUCUAAUCCACGUAUACCAAACUUUCGGAGUAUAGAUAAAUUCGAGGGACUUAAAAUACACAGUCGUUUCUACCGUAAUCCUGAAACAUUCACAGGUGAGGAUGUACUAAUUAUUGGAUCUGGAGCAUCCGGUGUGGAUAUAACUCGUCAACUCAUCGGCCAUGCUCGAAAAAUUAUUCAGAGCAGUAGUAAUCCAGUGAAACAAACUCAAGAUUCACCCGUCAUAUUCAAAGGAGAAGUAGGACGUUUCGGAAAAAAUUCCGUUGAAUUUAAAGAUGGUUCUCGUGCAAAAAUCUCCGUAGUUAUAUUUGCAACAGGCUAUCUUUUUGACUAUCCAUUUUUGGAUUCGAAAAACUCUGGAAUUGUCACCAAUGGCACUUAUGUUGGACCGUUGUAUAAGCAAAUUUUAAAUAUCCAACAUCCUACAAUGGCUUUCGUUGGUAUUCCUACCUGUUACAAACACAAUCCAAUGUAUGACUUGCAGGCACGUUUUGCAUUAAAAUACUGGACUGGAGUCAUAUAUUUGCCAUCGUAUGAUCAUAUGGAGGAGGACGCAAAUAUUUGCUCACAAAGACCAUAUCCUCAUUUGUUGGGAACUCAUCAAGAAGAAUACUUGGCGGAAAUCAAUAUUUGAUGAACAUAAGUUAAAUUUAACUUAAAAAAUUCAAAUUCAAAAGCUGAUAGUGGAAUUGGUUGUUAAUUUGUAUUCUUUACCCAAACGAGGAAAAUCCAUAUCUCUUGACCCAAAUAAAUACUAAUAAAAUUUAAUGACCAAUAAAUCAAAAUUCAAUUAAAGAACAGCAUAAAAUAAA
Molecule: messenger RNA, 1464 nt
Organism: Contarinia nasturtii (swede midge)
Lineage: Eukaryota; Metazoa; Arthropoda; Insecta; Diptera; Cecidomyiidae
Product: dimethylaniline monooxygenase [N-oxide-forming] 5-like
Exons: 7
Coding region: 120-1286 (388 amino acids)
Molecular function (GO): N,N-dimethylaniline monooxygenase activity; NADP binding; flavin adenine dinucleotide binding
Source: RefSeq, a predicted model, not a curated record